AUGUCCACCCCCGCCACCCCCGCCACCCUCGCCGCCCUAUCCGCCUACUCCGCCUGCGACAUCUCCGACGCCCUCCUCGCCCUCCGCCUCCCCCACGGCGGCUUCAUCCCCGACCUCUCCCCCAUCUCCCCCCCGCCAUCUACACCCUCUCCUGCGCCGCCGUCCAACAUCCCCGCCGGAACGCACUGGACGGAUCUCGUGCCUACGGAUACGAUAUUAAUCCAAUCCGGCCCCCCCUCUCACGCCGCGAUGUUGGGGGGGAUCCUGGCAAUGCGGCUGAAGUACCGCGGCGUGCGUGCUGUGAUCGCGCAUGGCCGCGUUAGGGACGUGGGAGAGAUUAGGGGGGUGGAGCUACCGGUCUGGUCGCUCGGGACGUCUACAGUAGGGAGCGGGGGCGGUGUGAAAGCGCAUGCAGUUGAUGUUGUGGUUGAAGUUGGAGGCGUGAGUGUCAAGGCUGGGGAUGUGGUUGUCGCGGAUCCGGGGAAUGGGGUUGUGGUUAUCCCCGCUGAAAAGGUGGGAGAGGUGCUGGCGCUGUUGCCGGGGUUGGCGGUGGCGGAUGGGAGGAUUUAG
Molecule: messenger RNA, 570 nt
Organism: Pseudogymnoascus destructans
Lineage: Eukaryota; Fungi; Ascomycota; Leotiomycetes; Thelebolales; Thelebolaceae
Exons: 3
Coding region: 1-570 (189 amino acids)
Source: RefSeq, a predicted model, not a curated record